Molecule: messenger RNA, 1336 nt
Organism: Suricata suricatta (meerkat)
Lineage: Eukaryota; Metazoa; Chordata; Mammalia; Carnivora; Herpestidae
Gene: ACKR5
Product: G protein-coupled receptor 182
Exons: 1
Coding region: 1-1146 (381 amino acids)
Biological process (GO): G protein-coupled receptor signaling pathway
Cellular component (GO): membrane
Molecular function (GO): G protein-coupled receptor activity
Source: RefSeq, a predicted model, not a curated record
AUGUCAGUCAAGGGCAACAUGGGGCCUACCCCCACAGAGGGGUUCACCACAGCACCUGCCAAUGACUUUGGAGAGAUCCACAACUGGGAUGAACUGCUCUACUUCUUCAACCACACUUUGCCCGAGUGCCACAUGAAGCUCAGAGAGGACACCAAGCAAGUGACUCUCUUUGUCCUCUACCUGGCCAUCUUUGUGGUGGGGCUGGUGGAGAACCUCCUGGUGAUCUGUGUCAACUGGCGCUGCCUGGGCCGGGGAGGGCUGCUGAACCUCUACAUUUUCAACAUGGCCAUAGCGGACCUGGGCAUUAUCCUAUCUCUGCCCGUGUGGAUGCUGGAGGUCAUGCUGGACUACACCUGGCUCUGGGGCAGCUUCUCCUGCCGUUUCACUCACUACUUCUACUUUGCCAACAUGUACAGCAGCAUCUUCUUCCUGGUGUGCCUCAGUAUUGACCGCUACGUCACCCUCACCAACGCCUCUCCCUCCUGGCAGCGCCACGAGCACCGAAUGCGGCGGGCCGUGUGCGCGGGUGUCUGGGUCCUCUCGGCCAUCAUCCCACUGCCCGAGGUGGUGCACAUCCAGCUGGUGGAGAGCUCAGAGCCCAUGUGCCUCUUCAUGGCGCCCUUUGAAACAUACAAUACAUGGGCCCUGGUGGUGGCCCUGUUCACCACCGUCCUGGGCUUCAUGCUGCCCUUCCCACUCCUGGUGAUCUUCAAUGUGCUGACAGCCUGCCGCCUUCGGCGGGAGGGGUGGCCAGAAGGCCGGCGCCACUGUCUGCUGGUGUGUGCCUACGUGGCCGUCUUUGCCAUCUGCUGGCUGCCCUACCAUGUGACUCUGCUGCUGCUCACGCUGCACGGGACCCACGUCUCCCUCCACUGCUACCUGGUCCGCCUGCUGUACUUCUUCUACGACAUCAUCGACUGCUUCUCCAUGUUUCACUGCGUCGCCAACCCUAUCCUUUACAACUUUCUCAGCCCGAGAUUCCGGAACCAGCUGCUGAGCACUGUGGUCCAUUACCUCCCCAAGGUCCGGGCCAGGGGGGACAGACGUGCUUCCUCUUCUUCCUCCUCGUCUACUCAGCACUCCAUCAUCAUCACCAAGGAGGGCGCCCAGCCCGCCGCAGCAGGCCCCAGCACCACCCAAGCCUGAACUUCUAAGCGCCAACUACCUCACCCAUCCCUGCCCCUCAGGCUCUCCUAGGCAGCUGAGGUAGAUCCCUCUCUUCUCCAUCAGCAAACUAGAAAGCUAGAGGUGUAGGUAAGAGAUCUGGGGAGGAGUGGGGGAAAGGGUCAGAACAUUCAUGGUCAACUUUGAGUAUGUCUUACAAUAUUGAGGGGGG